CGGGAGCGCUAGUGUGCUCUGCGCUGGGCUGAGGGUGGGGCCCGCGCUAGUGGUUCCGGCUGGGCUUCUGCCGCCCCUCUGCUCCUCGUCUUCCCCCUCCCCUCUCGCACCUCUCCUCCCUCCCAUUCCUGGGAAAAAGAGAAGCCGCCGCUGCGGGUGGGUAGAGAAGCAUCGGCGCCUCCGGGAGGGGACUGCGUCCGCCCCAUCUGAGCUCCGGAGCACGGCACGACCAGGAGGACAGUUGUGAGGCCAGUGCACUUUUGACUCAAUGGGGCUGAAUGGGUUACCAAAUAUCUUCCUAUGCUUGAGACCUACAGACUACGUGUCCUACAAGAACUAAUCAAUGGUUUUUCAUCUCCUGGAGAUAAAUUAGAAACAUAAACAUGGUGCCAAAAGAACUCUUUACCUUACUCUGACUACGGUUUAUCUGGACAUACUUUUGUAUUGAAGAGAAGUAUACAGAUUAAGGCUACUUGUGCAGACACAGUGUCGUGUAGGAUCAUGGACCAUCCUAGCAGGGAGAAGGAUGAAAGACAACGGACAAGUAAACCCAUGGCUCAAAGGAGUGCACACUGUUCUCGACCACCUGGUUCCUCGACAUCCUCUGGGGUUCUUAUGGUGGGACCCAACUUCAGGGUUGGCAAGAAGAUAGGGUGUGGGAACUUCGGAGAGCUCAGAUUAGGUAAAAAUCUCUACACCAAUGAAUAUGUAGCUAUCAAACUGGAACCAAUAAAAUCACGUGCUCCACAGCUUCAUUUAGAGUACAGGUUUUAUAAACAGCUCGGCAGUGCAGGUGAAGGUCUCCCACAGGUGUAUUACUUUGGACCAUGUGGGAAAUACAAUGCCAUGGUGCUGGAGCUUCUUGGCCCUAGCUUGGAGGACUUGUUUGACCUCUGUGACCGAACUUUUACUUUGAAGACUGUUUUAAUGAUAGCCAUCCAGUUGCUUUCUCGAAUGGAAUAUGUGCACUCAAAGAACCUCAUUUACCGAGAUGUCAAGCCAGAGAACUUCCUGAUUGGCCGACAAGGCAAUAAGAAAGAGCAUGUUAUACACAUUAUAGACUUUGGUCUAGCCAAGGAAUACAUUGACCCUGAAACCAAAAAACACAUACCUUACAGGGAGCACAAGAGUUUAACUGGAACUGCAAGAUAUAUGUCUAUCAACACGCAUCUUGGCAAAGAGCAAAGCCGGCGGGAUGAUUUGGAAGCCCUGGGCCAUAUGUUCAUGUAUUUUCUCCGAGGCAGCCUACCCUGGCAAGGACUCAAGGCGGAUACAUUAAAAGAGAGAUAUCAAAAAAUCGGUGACACCAAAAGGAAUACUCCCAUUGAAGCUCUCUGUGAAAACUUUCCAGAGGAGAUGGCAACCUACCUGCGAUAUGUCAGGCGAUUAGACUUCUUUGAAAAACCUGACUAUGAGUAUUUACGGACCCUCUUCACAGACCUCUUUGAAAAGAAAGGCUACACCUUUGACUACGCCUAUGAUUGGGUGGGGAGGCCUAUUCCUACUCCAGUAGGGUCCGUCCACGUAGAUUCUGGCGCAUCCGCAAUGACCCGAGAGAGCCACGCACACAGGGACCGGCCGUCACAGCAGCCUCUACGAAAUCAGACUGCAUCGUCAGAGCGCCGAGGAGAGUGGGAAGUCCAGCCCAGCCGGCAGACCAAUACCUCGUACCUGACGUCUCACUUGGCUGCAGACCGCCAUGGGGGAUCAGUGCAGGUGGUUAGCUCAACCAAUGGAGAGCUGAAUGUCGACGACCCCACGGGAGCCCACUCGAACGCGCCGAUCACAGCUCACGCCGAGGUGGAGGUAGUGGAGGAAGCUAAGUGCUGCUGUUUCUUUAAGAGGAAAAGGAAGAAGACUGCUCAGCGCCACAAGUGACCAGUGCCUCCCAGGAGUCCUCAGGCCCCGGGGACUCUGACUCAAUUGCACCUGCAGCUCCUGCCAUUUCUCAUUGGAAGGGACUCCUCUGUGGGGGAGGGUGGAGAUCCAAACCAAAAAGAAGAAAAGAGAUGCCCCCAGAAGGAGCCAGUGUGGGCAGCCAGGGCCCAGAGGGUCAGUGGCUUUCCCUGCCUGCCUGUGGCUCUGAGCAGGUCCCAGAGCUGCUGGGCCUCCACUGCUGGCCCUUGGGGCUGGCUGCCUGGUUGACUCUCCUUCCUAUUGUUUACAGUGAAGGUGUCAUUCACAAAAACUCAAGGACUACUAUUCUCUUCCCUCCCCUUAGUUUACUCCUGGUUCUUGCCCCACCCUCAACCCUCUCCAGCAUCAAAGCUAAUGAGUUGAAGGCUUUGUCUGCUGAAGGAGCUCAAGAGUCUGGGGGUGCGGCCAGGAAAGUAGGAGGAAGAGGCAGGCCUGGGCUGGAGGAGCACCUUCUCCACUUGCCAGGUGUGUCUGGCAGUCUGGCUCCCUCUUCCUCCGUGCCUGUGCAGCCUCCAUCCCCCGCCGCCCCGGGGGUGCAGGCCCCUCCCUCCCUCCCUCCCUCCCUCCUGUGAAGUUACACUGUAGGACAAAGCUGUGAGAAGUCUGCAGUCUACUGUCCCUGCGUGUUGGCGUUCUUAGCUUUCUUGACAAGCGAACUGUGUUCUUCAGACAGCAGCAGAACAAUGCAGAUUGUCCUGAGCAAAGGAAAAAACUGACUUUAUUGCACUUUUAGUUGUUAUUUUGUUGUUUUGUUUUGUUUUGUUUUUUAACAAAAAAAAACAUGGCAGAUGCAUAUUGUGUCUGGUUAUAUUGGGAGUUUUACUUUUUUUCUGUUUUGAGGGGGAUGGGGCCAGCCAAGCCAUUCAGAGAGAACAUGGGUCCAGAGGACAUUCUCAGUGGAAAGAGUUGGGUCUGCAGCACCCAGAAGAAGAGAAGAAGCCAAAACUCUGUGUCUUCCUGAGUGAACACUCAGGUUGGCAGGGAAGCAUACUUGAAUUUUCGUUCAUCUUCUCAGCUGCUGAAGAAUGUCGCUGCCGGAGCCUCUUGACCUCAUCAGCCUGCAGUUUGGACAAACCUAGCUCCCCAGCACAUGGGAUGAGCCAGCCAAGCCAGACUGUGGCCAGGAGACAGUUCAUCCCAGAGAAGGAGAUGCUUAACACAGAAGUCUGAAAUGUCUGUUUCCUCCACUGCCAGGGACUUCCAACUAGAUAGCCAUGUGACUUCCUUAGUGACUUGGGGGACAAAAUUAGUGAUGAAACAGCCACCACCAUAUUGCCACCAGUGGACAAAAAGGAGGAAAGUGAUCCUGCCUUCCAACUGCCAGAGGAACCUCAGGAUUUGGCUCAUCACAGGGCCAGGAAAUAAAAUCGGUGUGUACUCUUUGCCCCAAUAGCUGAGUUCCAGCGUUUGGGCUGGCCUGCCUUAUCAGAAACCAGGCUCCUGCAAAUCUUCUCCCAGCAGGUCCAUAGCAGCAGGCUGAGGACUCAGUACUUGGGACUGUAGUGAAUGAGAAGGUAAGACUGGUUAGUGCUGGAAGAUACCAGGGCAGAGAAGACCGAAAUGAAAGGUCUGAAAUUAUCCUCUCACUUGGACAUAGACCCCUUCCAGAUAAGACGGCCACACAUCUCGAGCACGUUGUCCCCGGUACGCUGUCCCCUCCCCCGUGGUGUGGUCACGUGAUACACUGCCAUGAAGGGUCUCGGUUCCUCAUUCACUGCUUGAAAAGUCAUUGAUGUAUGGAGUUAACCUCAUGCUUGCUUUUCAUUUGAAUUCAGUGGCUUAUCCAAACAGUGACCUCUCAUUCUAGAUAUGCUAGAGAAGAAAGGAUCAAUUACAGCAGGGGAUGAGGUUUUGUAUCUGGGAGUAGAGAGAGCUCACCACGGAGGACAGUGGCUGGGGACUUCGUCUGGGCACUUGGGGGGAACAAGUCAUUGCCUCUGGCUUGAGGUGUAGGGCUGUCUUUUGGACUGGAGGUCGUGGGGACACUUCCUGGUAAUUGGCAUUUCCUGACAAGUCGCUUGAUGUAUCUUACAUGGAGCAGAAGUAGCUGCAGUAGCGUGGAUCCAAGUUACUGGGCUUCACCUGUGUCCCAUUGGGUCCUGGCUAGCAAAUAGCACGUCACUGGCCUCAAACCUGCCUAGCUUAUGUAAACAUCGUAAUCUUUCAUUUCUUUAAAAGAAACUUUUCUAUAAACAAAACAGAGUGGCUGAAAGAUUCAGUGUCACACCACUUCCCCACAAGGAUUUUAAAUAGUGGGGUUUGCUUCUUUGACAUUACCUGGUGGUUAAGGCACCAUCACUGAAGCUUACAUAGUUUCUCAGUUGGCAUCUGGGCAACUCUGACUUCCUGUAUAGAAACUUACACAUCCCUAUAUAGAAGAAGCCUUGCCUCUCAAGGGAGGGCAAGGGGAAAUGGUGGCAAAGCCGGGAGCAUUCCUGGCACUCUGUACCCCACUAAGUGCCUCCCCACUCCCUUUUCCACAAAAAAGUAAAGGCAGUUACCAGCUUGGCUGCAGGGCCUACCCUCUUGCAGCUGGGUUUGUGACCUUUUGGGAGUCGUAAAUUUUUUUUUUAAGUCUAGCUCUUGAGGGACUUAACCUGAGCAGUUGUUGGGGGAGUCUUCCUGAUGCACUGUUCUUACUCUGCCCCCCCCCACCCCCAUCUCUUACUAGAUACUUGGUUUUUCAUGACAGGUGAAGAGCCCAGGACCUGGCGUGCACAGCAGCGGUGAUCCUUCCAGAGCCACUGGCCCUCCAAGGGGGUCCCAGACCCCUGGGGCAUUCUGUUGUGAUCUUUCUUAAAGUAAGGAGUAAUUUGGCCAUCAGUUCCAUCCCCUCAGCCCGUCAGGGCUCCCUCCUCAGCCCUCUUGCUAUAGUCGCUGAACUGUGUUCCUCAGCCAGCUCCUUGGGGUUGGGCACUCCCUGCACCCACCCCCCACCCAGAUCCACUUGCUCUGUAGCUUUUGAGCUCCUCCGCUUCACAAGCAGGAUGCCUGGGGAUGUUUUCCUUUGGGAUUGAUGCAGAUAUUUCUGAGUUAGCCUUAAGCACUAACGACAUUAGGAGUCCUCCCAAACCCCACGGUCCUUCAGGCCUUGCGUCCUGAGCAGAUUGAGGCAAGCAGGCCAGGAAUCCACCAACACCUACGGGGUCCUUCCCUUGUGACGAGAGCAUGACUGGUGUCUGUGCAGUCUCGGCUUGUCAGAGCCGAUCGCUUGCUGUAUACCCACUUGGCAUUUCCCAGUGGUCUCGCUCCAGACCGCUCUGCAAGGUGGGGCUGUGUGCCAGCAGCAAUGUGCUUUCAUGACUGCCGUAAUUAACAUUCUCCUGCCACUUUGGGUCUUUCUACAAGGAAACAGGGUCUAGGAAGGUACGAGUCAGGUGACUCAGUCGGCCUCGAAUUAAAGCCUCACUUUACUUUAGAACGUAGGGGCAAGAGGAGACAGCAGGGUCCUGAGGUUUCCAGUAGAAGUGUGAUUGCCUGUUCAUUCUCAGUGAACUCCAGGUUCAUAGAAACAGCCCCUGCCAUUAGCCGGAAGAGGUGUCCAUCACCUCUAAAGUAGCUUCACUGGAAAUGUACAUUGGGAGUACAUAUUCAGUGUUGGUUCUCAGUCUUAGUAACCACUUUCAUUGUCAAAAGUGAGUAAUGGUAGUGAUACGCCACGGUGGUUACUUAAAGAUCAUAGCCUUAACUUUUUUUUUAUGCAAAAGAUAUACCCUGUCCCCCCUCUUAGUGAGUAGCAUAACCUGUAUCUUUCAAAAAUAAGUACUUCCAUGGCAGCCUGGAAAGCAUCUCCUCUAAGGAACUUCAUCUUUCUUCUGAUGCGUCAUCUCCCAAGUCCACAUGCCUCCCAUGUCGCGGUCACCUCUUCCAUUUUCAUAUUUCAGCCAGUUUUCAUUCCCAAUGUGUUGCCCUGACAACAUCAUCUUCAGUGUCAGAACCACGUUAGGGCCAGAAUUUCUCAGAUUGGGAGCCUGCAGUGCCAUACAGCCAAAAUUGCCUUUGCCAGGCCACUGCCACCAUCCCCACCAAUGCUCCAAACUGGGCCGAUGAAUUCCAGAAACCCUUAAGGAGCCAGGGUAACUUGGCUCUCCAUCUGGAUUGGCCUGAGCAACAGGCAUGUGUCUCGGGUUCUUCUACCAACUCCAAGGCUCCAGGAAAGUCCCAUCUAGAGGGUGAUGGCCAGUGACUCCCAGUCUUCCCUGUGGUAGGUUGGUAGAAAUCAAAAUGGGAUGCCUGUGGUUUUGUUUUCUUGGGUGGGUUUUUGUUUUUUUUUUAUUUGGUUGGGGAAGAGAGUGAUUUUGUUUCUGAAUAAGAAAGAAAGGAAACCAUGGUCCUUUAGAGGGUUUGCAGAGUUUUAAGUAGUGUUUUACCCACAGAUAAGGAAUCUUGGAAGUCUUUGAUCAAUUAAGCACUCUUAAGAAUAUGUUUUUCCUAAUUCCUUUUGCAAUUGACUGCAAAAGAAUAGGUUUCUCCAUUGUAUUCCAAAUAGUAAGUAGGUUCCCUGGAUAUACACAGUAGUAGUUGACAUAUUUCCUCAAAAAGCAACCAGGAAGUCCACUCCAGUGUUUAUUUUGUAGCUCAGUUUGUAUUACAAAGGAAAAAGUGAACCUGUACUCCAUAUAUUUCUAGUUUGAUUACCAAACUCAAUGUUAUAUAUAGAGAAACCUCAGUUCUGUGGACAGAAUUUAUUUUGUUAUUUUUCUCCUUUUACUCCUCACAGUCAUCUUUCCAGUGCCAUCACCACCUUCAAAGCAGAGGGCUAUCCAUGGUAGUAAAUGGGAUGCAGUGCAGUCAUCCCUGUAACCCACACCAGAGGACAGAUGUCCUGACUGCCCCUUCCCGGCAAGUCCCCUCCUUAAGGGCAGGUGAGACUUUCAGUGUUCCUCUUCAUGAGCUCCAGACCAAAUCCCAGGCCAGCCCUUACACCGAAAGCUUUUUUAAGAGGCUUAUCAGUCUGUUAGGAAUGUCUCAGGAAGAUGAGCCAUUUCUUUGAGGGGGAAAUAUAUUUACAGAUGGGUGUGUGUUGUUGCAUUUUUAUGCUUGUGUGUGUGUGUGUGUGCGCGCGCGCGCGUGUGUGUGUGUGUGUGCACAGCUCAUCUGUGUGCAUUUCACUUCCAUAAAGACUCAGCCCAGGCUGCUGGGACCACGUAUUCCUGAAUAUUCUCGGAAGUAAACAGGUAACAAGUGAGUUUCUCAAAUUAGUGUCACCGCAGCAAGCUGGCUCUUGGAAUGAGCCCCAUUUAUCAAGCAGAAGAGUAAAACAACAGAAAAGAUAGAAAUGAAACCAAAAAUAUUAUAAACCCCCCAAUGGAAAAUAAUGUUGAUUUCAUCAGUUCCCAUUGGACAUAUUACAUGCUCUAAUUUAUUAUAUUGUUUUGUCUGUUUCUUUAAUCUUGACCCAUUGUACUUUUAAAAAGAUGUUGGGAUGUUGAUUGCAAUUUUUUAAAACUAGAUAAUGUAUAAAUCAGCUGUGGAAAUCAAUUUUAAUUGAUGUGUGGAUGUGUCUGAUUAUUGUUAAAUGCCUUUUUUUAUCUUUUAUUUUAGAUAUGUAAUAUUGUUUCAUAAACCCUGGCACUGGUCGCAAAGCUCAGCUGUGAAAAUGAAACUUGUAGUAUUUUUAAACAUGAAUGUCAGUUUCAAGUGUAUUUAAAAUGGUUCCUCCAGGAGAGAGAUUUGUACACCAUUAAGUAAAAACUCCUCUUCAGAGGAAGUAGCCUUCUUUGGGAAAAAUGGAAAUGGGUCUUGAUAUGUUAUCUCAGAGUAGCCAUUUCCUAGGGCACCAUGGAAAACACAAAUGUGAUCUUUAAGUACACCUCUUCCCCAAUUUGGGGAGGAAAGGACUCAGUUUGCACCCUUUUUGUAUGUAAAAUAAAAUGUCUUACCUUUCUUGGCUAA
This is a messenger RNA of Camelus dromedarius (Arabian camel), 7812 nucleotides long. It is a transcript of the gene CSNK1G1, whose product is annotated as casein kinase 1 gamma 1. Gene Ontology annotation, cellular component: plasma membrane; nucleus; cytoplasm. The transcript is spliced from 14 exons. Lineage: Eukaryota; Metazoa; Chordata; Mammalia; Artiodactyla; Camelidae. Gene Ontology annotation, biological process: signal transduction; endocytosis; positive regulation of canonical Wnt signaling pathway. The record is from RefSeq and is a predicted model, not a curated record. Bases 502 to 1878 code for a protein of 458 amino acids. Gene Ontology annotation, molecular function: ATP binding; protein serine/threonine kinase activity.